This is a messenger RNA of Andrographis paniculata, 674 nucleotides long. Its product is annotated as eukaryotic translation initiation factor 1A-like. The coding region runs from base 91 to 525 and encodes 144 amino acids. Gene Ontology annotation, biological process: translational initiation. The record is from RefSeq and is a predicted model, not a curated record. Gene Ontology annotation, molecular function: translation initiation factor activity; RNA binding. Gene Ontology annotation, cellular component: cytoplasm. The transcript has 2 exons. Lineage: Eukaryota; Viridiplantae; Streptophyta; Magnoliopsida; Lamiales; Acanthaceae.
UGCCUCUUUCUUGGCUUACAUUUGCCGAAAGAAAAAAUCGAGCGGUAUCAUCGGGGAAAAGUGAGCCGUCCGAUCUAGGGUUUCUCUGCCAUGCCGAAGAACAAGGGAAAGGGAGGUAAGAACCGGAAGAGAGGGAAGAACGAAGCCGAUGAUGAGAAGCGAGAGCUUGUCUUCAAGGAGGAUGGCCAGGAGUACGCGCAGGUUAUGCGUAUGCUCGGAAACGGUAGGUGCGAGGCCACUUGCAUCGACGGCGUCAAGCGCCUUUGCCAUAUCCGUGGGAAGAUGCACAAGAAGGUCUGGAUUGCCGCCGGUGAUAUUAUUCUCGUCGGCCUCCGCGAUUAUCAAGAUGAUAAGGCUGAUGUAAUCUUGAAAUACAUGCCGGAUGAAGCGAGGCUUUUGAAAGCUUAUGGGGAGUUGCCAGAGAACACUAGGCUUAAUGAGGGUAUUGCCGGUGGGCUUGACGAGGAGGACGAUGGCCCAGGAGAUGACUACAUUGAAUUUGAGGAUGACAUGGACAAGCUCUAGUGGCUCAGUGGUAAACUGGACUUUGUUCAUUGUUGAGUUUGCAGUAUAUGGUUGUGUAAUACUUGAAUGAUUGCGCGAACAAGCCUUUAUUUUUGGUUUUUGUCUUUAUGACCAUUUUCUAUUUGCAAUAACGAGAUCUAAUUUUUUAA